Messenger RNA from Lichtheimia ornata, 801 nucleotides. RefSeq lists its product as uncharacterized. The record is from RefSeq and is a predicted model, not a curated record. Gene Ontology annotation, molecular function: RNA binding; structural constituent of ribosome. The transcript is spliced from 3 exons. Lineage: Eukaryota; Fungi; Mucoromycota; Mucoromycetes; Mucorales; Lichtheimiaceae. Gene Ontology annotation, cellular component: cytosolic large ribosomal subunit. Gene Ontology annotation, biological process: maturation of LSU-rRNA from tricistronic rRNA transcript (SSU-rRNA, 5.8S rRNA, LSU-rRNA). Bases 1 to 801 code for a protein of 266 amino acids.
AUGUCUUCACGAGCCAUCGAAGCACCAAGCGCUAUGUGGGAGACAUCGUCUCCUAUAGACCUCUCCGUUCCCACCGUUAAGGACGUUCAAGUCCCCGAGACUCUCUUGAAGAAGCAAAAGGCUGAUGCCAAGGCCACUGAGCAAGCUGCUGCUAAGAAGGCUGAACUCAAGAAGGCCCAACGUGCUAAGCGUCGUGACAUCUUUGAGCGUGCUCGCAAGUACCACAACGAGUACGAGAGCAACGAGCGCAAGGAAAUUGCUCUCCGUCGUCAAGCCAAGUCCAACGGCAACUACUACGUUCCUGCUCAACCCAAGCUUGUCUUUGUUGUCCGUAUCCGUGGUAUCAACAACAUCCCUCCCAAGCCCCGCAAGGUCAUGCAAUUGUUCCGUCUUUUGCAGAUCAACAACGGUGUCUUCAUCCGCCUCAACAAGGCUACCAGCGAGAUGCUUCAAUUGAUCCAACCCUAUGUCACCUAUGGUUACCCCAACUUGAAGACCAUCCGUGAAGUCAUCUACAAGCGUGGCUACGCCAAGGUCAACGGCCAACGUAUCCCCAUCCACGACAACUCUGUCAUUGAGGCUGCUCUUGGCAAGUACAACAUCAUCUGUGUUGAGGAUUUGAUCCACGAGAUCGCUACCGUUGGUCCCCACUUUAAGGAAGCCAACAACUUCUUGUGGCCCUUCAAGCUCUCCAACCCCAACAACAUGUGGCACACUCGCAAGUUCAACCACUUCAUCGAGGGUGGUGACUAUGGUAACCGUGAGGAACACAUUAACAAGCUCGUCCAGGCCAUGAACUAA